Daldinia childiae is the source of this 1428-nucleotide messenger RNA. Its product is annotated as Alpha-galactosidase 3. Gene Ontology annotation, biological process: carbohydrate metabolic process. Gene Ontology annotation, molecular function: hydrolase activity, hydrolyzing O-glycosyl compounds. The transcript is spliced from 2 exons. The coding region runs from base 1 to 1428 and encodes 475 amino acids. The record is from RefSeq and is a predicted model, not a curated record. NCBI's taxonomy places the organism in Eukaryota, Fungi, Ascomycota, Sordariomycetes, Xylariales, Hypoxylaceae.
AUGAUAUCCCUACGCUCUCGUUUAGUAGCCGCGAGUGGCACUUUAGCGGCUGUGAUUGCCUUAGCUGUAUCUGAGCCAGUCUUAAAUAUCGUUCAGAUCGGAACAACUCCUAAUGGCUUCACGAGCCCACCAAGGGGGUGGAAUUCUUUUGGUAUACAGGCCAACCCCAAUACAACGCCGGGCUUUUCAUUCAACCAGACUGGGGUGAUAGGCCAAUGCGACGUACUCGCGAAAACCACUGCACUUAAAGACGCCGGAUAUGUUUAUUGCAGUCUUGAUUCUGGAUGGUCUGUGGGCGGUAAUGGCGAUGAGUUCGGACGUAUCAUUUAUGAUUCAUCCAUAUUUGAUAUUCCGAGCUUAGCUACUCACUUACACGCCGAAGGCUUACUCCUCGGCGUGUACGUUGUGCCCGGUGCUUUCAUCGCUGACGAGGCGAAAACUAUCUUUGGGACGAGCGUCACUAUUGGCUCGGUAUGCUCCGGCGAUAACGGCUUAGCUCGCUGUAAUUUUGAUUACUCCCAGCCGGCCGUUCAGGAAUGGCAUAAUUCUGUCGUGAACCAAUUUGCUUCUUGGGGCGUCGACUUCAUCAAACUUGAUUUUGUGACGCCGGGGUCACCAUCAAAUGGCGCAAACCUGCCUCCUGACUUGAGUGGCGAAGUCAUUGCGUAUCACCAAGCUAUUGCACAGUCAGGACGGGAGAUACGUCUGGGUAUUUCGUGGAAGCUUGACCGCUCACAGGAGUAUUUCGACAUCUGGGAGACGAAUGCAGACUCUAUGCGCACCGACCAGGAUAUCAACAAUGGCGGGGAGUCUACAUUUGUCUCUUGGGAAGUUGUCCAACGGGCUAUCGAAAACUACCGGCAGUACAUUACCACCGUGAUGCUGUAUAAUACAACUCUAACCAUUUAUCCUGACAUGGAUAACCUGUUUGUCGGUAAUCCUGCCUCAGUAUCAGGAGUAACAGAUGAUGAGCGCCAGACUAUUAUGACACAUUGGCUCGGAGCUGGUGCCAACCUUAUCAUCGGCUCUGAUUUAACCAACCUUGAUGCCUUUGGACUUAAUCUCUUGACAAAUCCAGAUGCUAUUGCAAUUGCCGACUUUACCUCCCACCACCCGAUGCAACCCCGUAACCCAGGAACUGGCCUCCCCAGCUCUCAACAGUUACAGGCGUGGAUCGCUGGGCCAGACGCGUCAGGGGUUGCUGUGGUGGUAGUUGCUAACUACGGCCCAAACGAAAGCCAAGGUGGUUUUGGGACUUCAUUGUCAGGGGUACAGACUAUUAGAGUAUCAUGGGAUGACCUCGGGAUUAGUGGAGGGUUUGAGGUCCAUGAUGUAUGGGCUAAUAAUGAUUUAGGGGUUGAGAGCUCGGGUUUGACGGUGCAACUUGGGGAAGGACAAAGUGUUUUAUAUAAACUCACUCAAUCAUAG